Strongyloides ratti is the source of this 615-nucleotide messenger RNA. RefSeq lists its product as hypothetical. The record is from RefSeq and is a predicted model, not a curated record. Bases 1 to 615 code for a protein of 204 amino acids. NCBI's taxonomy places the organism in Eukaryota, Metazoa, Nematoda, Chromadorea, Rhabditida, Strongyloididae. The transcript has 3 exons.
AUGAAUACCCGGGAAGUAGCUGGUCAGCCGUUAAGUCAACGUGAUUAUGAAAGUUUAAUUUCUCAACUAAAAGAUGACUGUUUUAAAAUAAUGAAACAAUUUAGAAAAAACAAUUUUUUACUAUCAAAAGAAACAAAUAUGGUAGAAAUUUUAAAUUUAAAAGAAAACUUGUUAUCCUCAGAAAGGGAUGCAAUUGAAAUGAAAUGCAAAAUAUUUGAUGAUACUAAAGAGAUAUUAGAAAAGGAAGCUAAUAAGUAUUUAGUAAAUAUGGUUAAUUGUAGAUGGGUAAUUGAAAAUGGUUAUCAAAAUAUUAAAUCAAUUUUGAAUGAUCAAUUAUCUAAUGCCAAGACAUAUGAUAGUGAUGUAACUGAAGAUAUUAAAUCAAAAAAUCGUUCAUUAAGAGAGGAUAUUUCUCAAUUGGAGGAAGAAAAGAAGAAACUUCUUGAAGAGAUAUCCUAUCAUGAAGAAAAAUGGAAGAAUUUAGAUCCUUCAAUGACAGAAAUUGAUGUGAGGCUUCAGGUGAAAAAAAAUGUAGUAAAAUCUAACAGAAUCGUUAGAAACAACUUGGCUAUUCUUGAUUAUAAACGACGAAAUACUUUAUUUACAAACUCAUAA